ACUUUGUUGAAGUUCACCGAAAAAGAAAAUAAACCGGAAGUAGGCUUUGUUUUGGUUUUAUUCGGGGCGCGAAAGGCAACAAAUUACAUGAUUUCUUAAAAAUGUCAUCCAGACAGAAAGAUCCAGCCCAGUCUAUCUCUCCAGUCUUAUUCCUGACUGUGGAGGGUGAACCCAUGUCCUUCUUCCUGCGACCCGGUCCUCACAAACGGAAGCUACAGCCGCUCAUCACAGCUGGAGGAGGGACGUUAUGUAGAGUCCAGGUGCCUGGAGCCAUCCUGCUGAUUGAUCCUGAGGAAAACAGCUCUGUUCUUGAAUCCGAUGCUCAUCGGUAUGUUUCCACCCAGUAUAUUCAUGACUGCAUUAAGAAGGAGGAGCAGCUGGAUUUAGAUGAUUAUAGACUGAAUCCAAAAGCAAUCCAGAGAUCCUCUUCAAAAUUAAACAACAGUGGGGGAAGCCGUGCUGGACCGGUAGGAGGCAGAAUUGCCUACACCCCUGAGGAGGAUGCUGCCAUUCUGAAUUUCAUCAGCAAGCGCAAGUCAGAGACUGGGGGCAACCGGCUUUGGCAGGAGAUGGAGAAGCAGCGGGUGACCAGUCACAGCUGGCAGUCUAUGAAGUCCAGAUUCAAAGACCAGCUAUCAAAGAACCAGUCUGCAUCUGCAGAGGUGGAAACCAAAGAAGAAGACAGCAACAAGCUGCCUGAGAACAAAACUGAGGCAAAGCUCAAUCAGGAAUCUAAUGCUGAAAAAUCUCCCUGUGAAGCAACCGCUGAUCCUGCUCAGACACAUUCAGCAGAAUCAGAUCUGACACAGAUUGAUGUCCAGUCAAUACCAGCAGCAGUCACACCUGAACAGGCAGAAACUCCGAUAACGAUAACGGCCUCUGUUACCGUGGAAGAGAGCAACACAUCCGAGGAACAACCAAAUAUAAACAUUCAAUCGGAGAGUGUUGAAGGUGAAACGUCUCGCUGUUGUCAAACUGAGGAACAGGCAGAGAACCAAGCCAGCACAGAGACAACAGAACCAGAAAACGAUGAACCUCUUACGCCUGCUUCCCCACGAAAACAGAAUUUGUCAAAAAACUCCCCUGCAGAUGAGCUCAAACUCUCAACUAUAACGAGUUCACCUAACAGAGCAAAGCAAAAGCUGGAGGCAUCCCCGGUGCAGGAGGAACCUCAGCGUCGAUUAACGCGCAGGCAGCUGGAGCUGGAGGCAGCAUCUUCAUCCCCUGAGCCGUACGGCAAGAAACUGAGAUCAGCCUCCAGCGCGGCUGAGCAGUCCACAGCAUCCCCACCAAACUGGAAAAAAACUAAAACUGCCAUGAAGUUAACUAACCAAGUAGCAGAAGAGCCGCCUAAUAAGAAAGCCAGAGGGAAGAAAGCUGCAGCAGAGGUGGAGAGUCGGGUGGAGCAUAGCAGCAGCGAUGCAGAAACUAAAACUGUGCAGCCAGAUGAAGCCAGUUCAGCCCCGCAGAAAGCAGAAAAGAAAAAAGAGAAAAGGCAGCUGGGAAUUCUUGAAAUGGCAACAAAGGAGUUUGAAGAUGAUUUUGAAUCUGAUGAAAAUGAAGGUCCAGAUCUCCUAAACAAUGCUGAAACAACAGCUGAAACUACAGCUGCAUCAGCAGACGCUCCACAGCCUUCAGACUCGUCUGCAGAUCCACCGGGUGCUCAGCCCGACUCUGAAGCUGAACCCAGCACACAGGGGGCUGGACCACAGACUCAGAGCUCAAGCAGCAACUGCAUCCCGAACACCGACACCCCCGAUGCCGGGUCCGUCCUGCUGCCUGUUUCAGAGCUCAUCAGCUCCCCUUCAAAGGCCCACCUGUUCAUAUUUGACAGCGAAUCUCAGGUAGAUGACUCUCAGUCUGUGGUUGGCGAGGGCUCAGCAGCUCCACAUCACCCUCAGCGCUCAGAGGACAAAGACGCAGCGUUUUCUUUAACUCAGACGGAGUUGGAAGAGGACAAGCAGCGAAUCAGGGAGCUGAUGGCCCAGACCAACCAGGACCUGGUCAGUGUGACCAAAGCUUUGCUAAAGACCAGCGGAGACUUCGCUGCUGCCGCUGAUUUGCUUUUGAACCCCUCAUCUGUUUCUGAGCCAUUUUGGAGUCGCAGUGAUGACAGUUUGUUGCUUUCAGCCGAUCCUGUCGGCCGUCGGAAGCUGCAGGAAAAAUACGGGGAGGAGAAUGUGGCCAAGAGGAUUGUGUUUCUUGAAGUGAAAGGAUAAAGACAGCAUAGGAUAACAAGAUUGACGGUCUGGGCUGCUGAGAUUUUGUUCUUGAUUUAAAAUUUAAACCAAGAUUAACUAUUAAAACAGGGAUUGGAAAGAUUUUAUACAUUACAACUAGUGUGUAUAAAUUUGGAGGUGAUCCUUGCUUUGUUUUAAGAAUAAUGUUUUUGAUGCAUUUUAGCAUGAAAAGAUGUCAUUGAAUUUGUUUUUAAUGUUUUAUUCAUUAAAUUCCCUAAUAAAUAUGACAGUACCAUUUAAUAAGUUAGAAUUUGUUUAAUGUUAUAACAUAACAGGCAAACCAACUUUCUUCUGGACCUGUCUGCUGUUUCUUCAUGAUGCUGUUUGUUCAAUAUUGCUCUGAACACCUGAAGCCUCUAUUGAACACCUGGAUUUAUACUGAGUUUAAAUUACCUUCAACUGGACAAUAUUUAUUCAUUGGUUGACCUCUGGAGAUAAUUUCAUUCAUCUUUUUAAGGGAAUAGUAAUAGAAAUACAUCAAAUUUGAAAAAAAUAAAUGCAUAAAUUGAAAUACCCCUGUAUUAUUUCCCUCUUUUUCACCAUUAUUUCCAAUUAGGAUCUAAUUGAUUUUAAUAUAAUCAUAUAAGCACAAUAUUUUCUGGUCUUAUUCUUUAAAUUGAAGAACGACAAUUAGAAAAAAAACUGUUUAAAAAAAAAACACCACCAGAUCAUUUUUUAACCAAUCCACCGCUUUAUUUAACUUUACCCCAAUACUAACUGAGUACAUUCAUCAUUUUGAAACUAAGACUGCCCAACACCCACAUCAGUACACCGUAUAAAUAGUUUCAACAAAAAUAUUACAAAUGAUAAACUUACAAAUGUAAGAGAAAAGAGUAUGGAAUAUAAAUAAAUAUAGACAAAAAGCCAAUUAAACUGAAGAUGUUACCUGCGAGGCAAAAUAAACAUCGAGACUGGAACCUGAUAGAGUUCAGCAGCUUUUAUCCAAAUGUUGCUGCAGCUUGGACCUCCCAGUUACAUUCAUGGAACUGAAACAGAAAAUAUGUUUGCAAGCGAACAUAAACUGUUAACCAAAUCAUCCCCAAACUUUAUGAAUAAAAACUCCUUUUAAAAAACCCUUUUUUUUUUUUUUUUUUUAAUAUGAAACAUUCACAUCCAGCAAAUGUACAUACGCGUUGUUGGUGGUAAGCUUGAAAACUUGUUCAGUAAAGCAAAACUCACACUGAGGUUUUCAGUGGAUAACCAAACGUCAUGAGUCCCUGUGUUUUUAACAGCUACAUUAUUUUAAGGUCUUUAAAGGCUUCCAAUCAAGCUACAUUCAACAAAUAAAAGAGUCGCUACGGCUUUUUUUGAACUAAAACGAGGGAAACCUGCUUUAAGUGGUGGCAAAGUGGAGAUGUUGUACCUGACAUCCAGUAGUUUACAGGAGAUACGGAUGUUGGGGGGGAAACCCUGUGUGGUUGGCAUGUGCACUGAGACUGAGUCUGCGCAACUUUCCAGAGUCAGAAUCAUUUCAUCACGUUGCUGUACAUGAUUGCUUUGGUUGGCUGGUUAGUGUGAUGAUCAGAUGAGCGAGAAAAAUCUCAGACCUGCCGUUCGCGGAUGCUGCGGCCAUACAGUAUUAAAUAAUGGUAUCACACAGUCCAGUAGAAAAAACAGAAUGACUCUUUGUUACUCAUCAGACUGGUUUCAUAUCGUCUGAAGACAACAGCGAGGCUGUUUUUGUCACUGUUUUCAUGUGUUAAUUUUGUAUUGUGUGUUAGUAGUUGAGAAAUAAUUGCAACAAAUAUGUUUAAGUUAUUAAAAGCUUAACAUAGUUACACAGUCUAAUGGUUAACACAUUAGUUAAAGAAAAUACACCUUUCGCCACAAGUAGUUUCGUAACAAAUAUGACAGACAGUACGCAGUCUGUAUUGCAGCUUUUUAGCUCAAAAUAUAUAUUAGAAAAGACACAAAACUUCUUUUCUGCACAUCAGCAUGCUUCAGAAUAUUCUGCCCCCGAAAACUUCAAGAUAGAAGUAUCACUUAAUCUUGGAUCCAGUAAAUCACACUCAAAAUCUAAAAUGAACAGAUGAUUCAAACAAACAAAAAAAAAAACAUUCAUUCUCUCUCCAUCCAUUGAUUAGUUUCUGUGCUGAAUUAUUUCCUCAAUCUGCAGCAAAAUGAGUUAGCAUAAACACAAAAGGCCUCCGGGGUAUAUACGAUCACAUGCUGGCAGAGCUCAUGUACAGACCGAUGUUUCUAGCCCUGUUCUAAAAAGAAAACGAAGCACUAAGUGAAAUCUGCCCUCCUGCAGACUGCUGUCCAGAACAGCAGGAUAUGAACAACAAUCACCUAAAGUAAAACGGCUGAAAUGUAUUUUAUUUAGCUUAAUGUGAAAUAUGCCCUUUGGUUUAGCAUGAAAAGCUGAAAGGAGUUGUUUACCAUUAAUGAUUUAGGUUCUUACAAUCCAACUCCUCUGUCUUUCUCGUUUUCAAGCAACUAAGUGUUGACUUGUGCAAAUUCACGGCACAACACGGGUGGCUUUUCCUUAACGAAGCACAUCUGAAUCAGAGCAGAGCGCUGCAAGCAACACCUGGCCUUACUCUGCCUUGCAUAAGUAGUCGUACUUUCAAACUUUGUUCAGAUUUUGUCAAAAUACAGUCACCAACAUCAAUGUGUUUUAUUGGGGUUUUAUGUGAUAAGCUAAAACAAAGUAGUUAAGUAGCAGUGAAAUGAAAAUGACGCUUGGUUUGCCAGUUAUGAGAAAAAUACAAAUCUGAAGAGUUAUGGGUUUCAACUCCCUACACUCUUAAUAAAAUCUGUAUUUUAGAUUAUAAAGUACAGAUACUGUUAGAAUGGCGGAGCUCUGUUCAGUCAAUUAUUCUCAAAUGAAUGGAGUAUGAUGCAACCACCAGAUCUAUGGUAGCUCUAAGCAGCUGCAGAGAGACACAAACUUGGACAGAUCAAUUAUUAGUUUUUCUUAUUUGUGUAUUCCACAAAUCUGGCAUUUAUAGAAGAUCAAAUGAAAAUUUAAGUUUUGCUUCUUAGGGGGGAUAUGCGCAAUUGUAGUGCGGGAAACUACCACUAUGAAAACAUCUUCUAUGCUCAUGCUUCUGCACAGAAGCUGUUGAAAAAACAUGUUAGAGGCUGAAGAACACUUGACACUAGAGCAACAACCCUAGACAUUGAUGUCUAUAGAUACUCUGUGCAAUCGUACUCAGUUUGUAUUGGUGCAGAACAGCAGAAUACCACUGCACAGCACAUUUUUCAGAUUUACUGCUGCUAAAAAACAAAAAUUGUGAUCAGAAAACCAUGGUACCUCAAUAUUAUGGGCCUCCUGUGUUAGUCUAUCACAUAAAAUCCCAAUGAAACAAUAACAUUUUUGGUUGGAGUGUGGCAAAACAUGAAGAACCUCGAAGGUUAUGAACACUUUAGCAAAGCAGCGUACUGUAGUAUUUUAGGGGCUCUGUUCCAGUUGACGCCCCCAACAAAGACAAUACAACAACAA
Molecule: messenger RNA, 5688 nt
Organism: Poecilia latipinna (sailfin molly)
Lineage: Eukaryota; Metazoa; Chordata; Actinopteri; Cyprinodontiformes; Poeciliidae
Gene: terf2ip
Product: telomeric repeat binding factor 2, interacting protein
Exons: 9
Coding region: 102-2219 (705 amino acids)
Biological process (GO): telomere maintenance via telomere lengthening; protection from non-homologous end joining at telomere
Cellular component (GO): shelterin complex
Molecular function (GO): telomeric repeat DNA binding
Source: RefSeq, a predicted model, not a curated record